AAAACCUUCUCUUUUGUGCCUUUGUCAGUUUUUGGGCAAAUAUUCUUGUCUUCAACUUCAACAGCUCCUCCACCAUUUUCCUUGCUCAAGGAUUUCUUCUCGUUUCUCUCUCUCUGACCCUCUCUGAAGCUUUUCCCCAUCUCUGUAGGGGCCAUGUAGAGCUUUCGUUUCAGCUUCACCCAGUCUCUCAAUUUUGCCUCAUGAAAAAUUUUCGUUUCUUUUCUCCUUGUCAUUUUCUCAUUAAUGCUGACAAAGCGAGCGACUAAGUAAAACCCACUCCCCCAUUUCUCCAUCCGUUUUGGGGUUUAUUGGUUUCAGACUGCAUAGGAUAGAAAGUUCAAUUCUUUGCUUCUUUUUUAUCUCUUAGGACAGCUCCUUUGGUUUUUAGGGUUUUGGAGCUCUUCUAAGCUCUGGUAUUGAGCAAUUAUGGUGAGGAAGCAUGGAUGGCAAUUGCCAGCACACACGUUUCAGGUUGUUGCAAUCACGGUGUUUUGCCUGUUGGUGAUAGCAUUCUAUGCUUUCUUUGCUCCUUUCCUCGGAGGCCACUUCUGGGAGUACACUCUGAUUGGCAUCUACUCUCCAGUGGUGCUCCUGGUUUUUAUUCUUUAUGUGCGGUGUACCGCAAUCAACCCAGCAGAUCCUGGCAUCAUGUCUAAAUUCAAUCCCCAUCAUAUAGCAGCUAACAGGAAUGCUAAAGAUCUACCCAGACGAUUCAAUGAAGCUGGGAGUGGAAUUCAUUCUUCCCCAUCUUCUAUGUCCAAAAGUUCUAUAGCUCCUGCCAACUCUAGCAGGCAAGGGUCAGUUGGAGAUAUCGGGAGAGUUGAUGAGGAACCACAAACCCACCAAAAAUCAUGCUCUAUUGUCGGGGGAAUCUUAUGUGCUGUGUUUGUUCAUGAAGAUUGUCGCAAGCAGGAAGGGCUUUCCGAGCAACAAGGCUCUGUUGAAGAUGCGUUGUUCUGUACAUUGUGCAAUGCUGAGGUACGCAAAUUCAGCAAGCACUGCCGCAGUUGUGAUAAAUGUGUUGAUGGCUUUGACCACCAUUGUCGGUGGCUUAACAAUUGUGUGGGCCAUAAAAACUAUGUGACUUUCAUUUCGCUUAUGGCUACAAGUAUUGUAUGGCUUGUUCUUGAAGUUGGAGUCGGGAUUGCUGUCAUGGUCCGUUGCUUUGCCCACAAGAAAAGCAUGGAUGCUGAAAUAGUUGAUACCCUUGGAAACGGAUUCUCUCGUGCUCCUUUCGCUACUGUGGUGGCUGUAUGUACUGCAGUUUCUAUUCUGGCCUGCAUACCCUUGGCUGAACUUCUCUUCUUCCACAUGAUAUUAAUUCGAAAGGGUAUUACGACGUAUGAGUAUGUUGUGGCAAUGAGAGCAAUGAGUGAGGGACCUGCGAAUAUGGAAGAGCAAUGGGGCAAUCUAGGCAACUCACCAACAGGAUCUGCAACAACAGGAUUUAGUGGUGGAAGUUCUCUUGGCCUGCAGUACAAGGGAGCAUGGUGUACCCCUCCCCGAGUAUUCGUUGAUUUACAGGAUGAAGUCAUACCUCACUUGGAUCCAGGAAUGGUCCCAUCAACGGUCGACCCUGAUGCAGCAGGAAAUGCAGACCAAGGAGGAAACAGGCAACCCAAAAGGCCCGUCCGAAUUAGUGCUUGGAAACUUGCAAAGUUGGACUCAAACGAGGCAAUGAAAGCCGCAGCAAAGGCAAGAGCAUCUUCUUCCGUUCUGAAACCAGUCGAGAACCCUCCAUAUCUUGAAGGAGGUAGCUCGAGUGGCAACAUGAGCAUCAGGAGUAGCCUCAGUACCGAAAUGGGUCCAAACAAGGAGUUGACGAGGGCCGAGCUGCGGUUACCCUCACAUGGUCAUUCAAUACCUCCUAGUCAAGGCAGUCGAGAUGAUUGUGAAACUGGAACCCACAGUGUUAGUAGCUUCAGCAGCCCUAGCCACAUCCAUGAGUCGGUAACCCUUAGCCCUCUGCCGCAAGGUCAUGCUCCUAGUUUCCUUCCUAGUCGGCCUAUGGCCUCCAAGGUGGCACCCCCUACAUCUGGAUUUGAUGAGAAGAUCGCGCAGAGGGGAAGUGGUAGUACUGCUGAUCCUUUGCUUCUUGGAGCACCGACAUCAUCAUCAUCUCUUCUCAGAGAGGUGAAGAGGACAUCUGUGGUAUGGGACCAAGAAGCAGGGAGGUAUGUAUCUGUUCCCGUUUCUUCGACUGAUGCAAGAAGCAGACCGGCCCCACAAAUUGGUGUGCCAACUUCAUCAUCAUCCGAGGCAAAACCAGCAGCAGUUCAGCAAGGGGAGAAGCUGAUGUACACAGGAGGUGACUCCAUUUUCUUCGGCGGUCCACUAUUGACUGGUCCAACCAUUAGAGGAGAAGGGUUGAGAAAUGAAGGUUCAAGAGACACCCACCACCAGCAGAGGCUAGCAUUGAACUUCCCACGUGAGUCGAGGUUCAGAAGAGAUGCAGUGUCGAAUCAGCUUCCUGUUUUCAACCCUGCUGGAUCAUCUGACCACCACCACCACAAUCCUUCAUCUUAAGGUUACUCCAUUUUCAUCUGUAUAGUCCAGAGAGCAAACAGCAGAAUGCAGGCGAAAGCUGGAGGCAUCCUUUCUUUCUAGUGAUAGGUCCUGCUGCUCAUUCGUAGCAGGAAAGCUCAUUUCAUGCAAGGUUUAACCGCUUGUUUGGUUUGGAGGAUGGAGGAAGAGGACAUGAUUGGAUGCCUAGUAUUGUCAAUGAAUGAGAAAGGUGACUGGAGAUCGAAUAGCGAGAGAGAACAUCGGUCUUGGUCUCGGUCUCUCAUCCAAUCUUGGCCUGACCAAAAGGGUGUGUUCUUUUGUCGAUGAGACCUUGUACAUUUUGAUUCUCUCACUGCCUUUAUAUUCUUCCUACUGUUCUCCAGUUCAUGUUGUGCGUGUGUAUAUCUUUUCUCCAAUUCUUUUUUGGCUGUCUUUGUUGGUUAGUUGUAUUUUGAGACAGACAUUUGUGGAAGUUGACAGAGAAUGCAUGGUGGCACAGAUCAAUUGAAAGGGAAAGAAAUAAAUCACCUCAAUCCUCAUUCUUAGUCUUCUAGAUGCCAAGGGUGUGAUUGGCAUUAUCCAAUGUAACAAUCAGACACAAUGUGCUAACACGGAAUCAAAAGCCUCAUUUCUUCUAGC
Molecule: messenger RNA, 3144 nt
Organism: Linum tenue
Lineage: Eukaryota; Viridiplantae; Streptophyta; Magnoliopsida; Malpighiales; Linaceae
Source: the annotation of a GenBank genome assembly